CUGAGGACUUGCAGCUUCUCUGAAGGCAGAGCAGAAACAGACUGAGAAAGUCCAGAGAGGAAGGGUUGAGGUCAGGAUUCUCCUGACACAGGCGACCCCGGCUCUGAGACGCGCUGGGCCACGCGCAGCCACAGCGAUGCCUGGAGGAGCCUGGGUGCUGGUCACUGGACUGAUGCUUCUGGUCCCAGGGGAAGGCCAGCGAGCUCAGGAGUGCUCUCCCGGAGGCCACCAGUUUCUUCAGAGUCCUUACAGAAGUGUUCACUUUGAUUCAAUGCACCUCCAGCAGUUAGCUGAUCAAGACCUGAUCUGUGACCAUUCUCUCACCCCGGGAUGGUACCGCUUUUUCAUCUUUGACAGACCUGCUGAGAUGCCAACCAAAUGUGUCGAGAUGAACCAUUGUGGAACUCAGGUCCCCAUCUGGCUGUCUCUAAGUCAUUCAGAGACACUGCCUCUUCCUGGAGAGAUCAAACAACUGACAGCUUGUGCCACUUGGCAGUUUUUGCUUAGCACUGAAAAAGACUGCUGCCUCUUUCAAAUCCCAGUGUCUGUUCGAAACUGUGGGAAUUUUUUUGUGUACUGGCUACAACCCACUCAGGGAUGCAUGGGAUAUUGUGCUGAAGCUAUUUCUGAUGCAAAGUUGCACCCAUGUGGCCCUGAAGAAGUAGAAAUUGGAGGUGGCUGUGUUCGCCAGCUGUCUGCUGUGUGGCCUCCUCCACCUCCAGGCAGGCCAGAGGUUGCUGUGGAGCUGGUUGGGUCCCAGCUGUUUUGUAGGUGUGCUUUUGCUGUUCCCCCCACAAACAACUCAGUGGGAUUUCUUGUAGCCUGGUCUAGGCUUUCUUCUCAAGAAAUCAAAGAAGAGCUGAAACAGGAGACCACCGUUCAGGCGUUCUCAUUCUUAGAACUUGAUGGUGUAAACCUUAGACUGGGAGACAGAAUAUUCUGCAGCGCUUCCCUCUUUUUCUUGGAGAAACCAGAUAGACAAAGCUUAGCCGUUGAAAGUGAAGAAUUUUUUGCAGGAAUUAAGUUAAAACCUGAACUGAGCACUAUUUCAGAAGAUGGGAAGGAAUACCAGCUGAGCAUAGAGAGUACAGUUCCUGUUAUUUGUCCUGAAUUUAGUGAGCUUGAUCAAAGAUGCAAAAUCUCAUUAAUACUAAGAACCAUUGAAAAAGAUAAAGAACAUCUAGGUUUAAACUUGGCACUGUCUUCCUGUCAUGUGGAUCUUCACCAGUCAUCAUCUUGUGCCAAUGGAACAUGCAGUCACGCUGUGGUGUACUACACUGCUGUCAUAGACAUUUCCCAGGAUGGAGAAAGAGUUACUGACAUCGUAGUGGAACCUAUAGUUCAUGAAGAUUUCCUGUGGAACAGCUACACUCCAGACAGUGUUCAGAUCAAAGUCAAGAAUAUCCCAUCUGCCUACUGCUACUCAUUUACUGAUCCACAUAUAAUUACCUUUGAUGGCAGGGUAUAUGAUAAUUUCAAGACUGGAACGUUUGUCCUUUAUAAGACUGUGUCCCGUGAUUUUGAGGUCCACGUACGUCAGUGGGACUGUGGGAGCCUUUACUAUCCUGUGUCAUGCAACUGUGGCUUUGUUGCCAAAGAAGAAGGUGAUAUAGUGACUUUUGAUAUGUGCAGUGGUCAGUUACAUGGAUCACAGCCAUAUUUGUUUGUAAAGAACCAAGAUGCAUCUAGCAACAUCAAGAUAACAGAAUCCUAUUUAGGAAGAAAAGUCACAAUUUGGUUUUCCUCUGGAGCGUUUAUCCGUGUAGACCUCAGUGAGUCGGGUAUGAGUCUAACACUCAGAGCUCCUAGUUUAGACUACAAAAACACAUUGGGACUUUGUGGCACCUUCGAUGAAAAUCCAGAAAAUGAUUUCCAUGAUAAAAAUGGCAUGAAAAUUGAUCACAGCUUUAACAAUUAUGCUGCUUUUAUUAAUGAAUGGAGACUUUUACCGGGAAGAAGCAUGUUUGACAGAGUAGCAGCGACUCAGACACCUCCAAGAAAGCCAGUGUAUUGUAGCUGCUGGCCAGAUACUUUCUCCCAGAAUCUGCUUUCCAACCAUCUAGACAGUGGUUCUCACUCAGAAGAAGCUAUCAGUUGCAGAGACCUCAAGCCCAUUCAAUUUUCUUUGAUACCAGACCUAGAUAUCACCUCUGAAUAUAUUAAUUCAGAAACUCUUGUCAGAAAAAUAGACAAGCACACACUCAAGGAAGAAAAUAAUUUGAAUGUCUUACUACAAGCAAAAGCCCAUAUAAACCUAACUGAACCCAACUCAAAUUUACAGCACCUUAGGAAUGAGACACAAAAUCCACCGAAAUAUUUGAACAGUGAGAGGCGCACACAGGACCAGAAGACAAUGAGGAAUCUACAAAACAGAUGGAAACAACAAAACUUGAAUGACUUUCCUUCUGGGUUUGCUUCCCAAAGUCUUGGCCAAAACAACAUGGAAGAGUUCUCUUAUUUUUUCCCUGAGGACCACACUGCUGACAUCCAGCAAGAGGUUGCCCCAUCAUGGCCAACAGCCUCUGGCCUCACCGAGUACAGCACUUUGGCACUCUGUCAGCGAACUCUAGUCAACUCCAGCAUUGGAAGGCUGUGUCUUCCCUUUCUAGGCAGGAAACUAGACCAUGUUAUGGACAUGUGUGUGAAGGAUGUUCUAUUAAAGGAUGAUGUUAGCUGGGCAGAAGCAGGAGUAGCCCUGUUAGAAAACGAAUGUGAGAAGGGGAUUUUGGAAGAAGGAAAACACAACACAAAAGAGUAUAGCAAAUCAAUAGAAGACAUCCUUGAAGUAUUAAAAUGCCCCAAUUUAUGCAGCGGCCAUGGGCAGUGUAUGGACUGGGGGUGUGCGUGUUUCCCAGGCUACAGUUCCUACGACUGCAGUGAUUCAUAUGACAAAGCUCCUGAAAUUACAGAACUUGAGAACUAUGGCUUCUGUGAUACUCAGAAGUUUAACUGUGCCACAGUGAGAGUUUUUGGUCAAGGCUUCAAAGACUCACCUUCCAUCACGUGUGAAGUAACUAAACUGCAGUUUAGUGGCAGUAACUGGGUGCUUGGAGAACGUCUGCAUGCACAGGCAGUCUUUCAAAAUAGCAGAAUUGUUGAUUGUCAGCUACCCACCAAUGACCAACAGUCUAAUACCAUGGGUCUAAUGGGUGAGAAACCAUUUUCAAAGUGGCAACUGAAGGUAUCUAAUGAUGGGUUUACAUUUAGUAAUUCCAAAAUAAUGAUCAUAUAUGAUGGAGCUUGUCAAGUUUGUGGCCCAUAUGAAAAUGAUACAUGCACUGUAAAGGAAAAUGUUUGUGUUAUUGAUAGACUCUGCUACACUGAAGGAGCUAAAAAUCCUACCAGUCCUUGUUUGAUUUGUAGACCCCAAAUCUCAAAUUUUACUUGGUCAUCUUUAGAAAGUAACCAGCCCCCUGUGAUUCAAACAUUGCAAGACAAAUUACAGGCAUUUUAUGGGGAAAACUUUGAAUACCAGUUCAUGGCCGUUGAUCCAGAAGGUUCUAAGGUCCAUUUUACACUGGAUUCUGGUCCUGAAGGAGCAAGUGUUUCCUCUGAAGGACUUCUUACAUGGAAAUCGGAGUCACAAAUUGCCCAGAGAUUCAAUCUACGCCUUAAGGAUGAUUGUGAGGCUGAAACUACAGUCACAGUUGAGGUGACUGUGAAGUCUUGUGACUGCUUGAAUGGUGGAUCCUGUGUGUAUGAUAGGACAUUCCCUCCAGGAAGUGGAGCAUACCUCUGUGUCUGUUUGCCUGGCUUCCAUGGUGGUCUUUGUGAAGGAGAUACUAGUGGGUGCCAGUCAAACCCUUGUGGCCUUGGAAAAUGCAUUGGAGGCUUACACAAUUACUCCUGUGACUGUCCUCCUGCACUCAAAGGCAACAACUGUGAGGAAGAUGUUGAUGAGUGUGAAUCCUGGCCUUGCUCUCCAGGAGUGGAGUGCCUCAAUACCUUUGGCUCCUAUGGUUGUGGCUCAUGUCCAAAAGGAUUUCAUGGUGAUGGGAAAAUAUGUCAUGAUUUGAACUUUCAACCACUAUCAACAGAGGAUUUACUAACAAGUACAAACUUCACCCACAGUCCUAUGACCACUAUCAAAGAGUUCAUAAACACACUGAGCAUUGCCCACUUACCACUGAACUCUGUUACAACUCCAAUAUAUAAUACAAAGAAGGGUGUUUCUCAUCUGAUAUCAGCUUAUGAGUAUGUGGAUGGUGUUCUCGAUACAAAUCUUUCAUUGGAUGAGAUGGAAAUUCCUGCAAACAAUGGUAGCUCUUUAAGCAUUAAUCAAAACAGUUCUCAUGGUGAAGUAGAAGAUGCAAUCCAGAGCAGUGCCCAAACAGAGACAGGGGUGCAUAAUGCUCCAGUUAACAUGACUUUCCAAAGUUUUACUCAGCAUGGGUUUACGCCAUUGACUACUAAAGCAAUCACUAUUUUACCAGAAAAGUUUGAAUCAGCCAAAAUCUCAAAUUGCACUGAAUCUUCUUGUUUCCUGGGUGUUUCCUGUGUACCAGCCUCAGAUGGCUACUUCAAAUGUGGACGCUGCCCCUUUGGUUAUUAUGGAGAUGGUAUCAAUUGCAGAGCCAUCUGUAGACAUUCAUGUGGGAAAAACAGGGAGUGUGUUGCUCCAAACAUAUGCAAAUGUAAACCUGGUUACACUGGUUCUAACUGCCAAACUGCUAACUGCCACCCUGCUUGCGAAAACCAUGGGAAAUGCAUUAAGCCUAAUAUCUGUGAAUGCCUGCCAGGGCACGGUGGAGCAGCCUGCGACAAAGAGCAUUGUAAACCUCCUUGCCAACAUGGUGGCACGUGCUUGCCUGGCAAUCUCUGUACUUGUGCUUAUGGCUUUGUAGGACCAAGGUGUGAAACAUUGAUCUGUAACAGGCACUGUGAAAAUGGAGGAGAAUGUCUUGCACCAGAUGUUUGCCAGUGCAAGCCUGGCUGGUAUGGACCCACGUGUAGCACAGCUUUGUGUGAUCCUGUUUGCCUCAACGGUGGAUCCUGUUAUAAGCCAAACACUUGCCUCUGCCCUGAUGGAUUCUUUGGUGCACAGUGUCAGAAUGCUGUCUGUCACCCUCCCUGUAAGAAUGGUGGCCAUUGCAUGAGAAAUAAUGUGUGCACCUGUCGUAAAGGGUACACCGGAAGAAGAUGCCAAAAAAGCAUCUGUGAGCCUAUGUGCAUGAAUGGAGGAAAAUGUGUGGGACCUAAUAUUUGUUCCUGUGCUUCUGGUUGGAGUGGGAAACGGUGCAACACACCUACCUGCUUUCAGAAAUGCAAAAACGGUGGUGAAUGCAUUGCUCCUGGUCUGUGCCUCUGUCCUCCCUCCUGGGAAGGAGCACAGUGUGAGAAAUGUAAGGCUCUUUUCUCUCCUGUAUGUUCUGAAUAUGAACCUGUUAGAAUAAUUAAGGUGUAGCUUAUGAUGAAAUACACAGUAGAAAAAAAAAAAAAAACCCUAUACUAAUCCCUUUAGAAAUAAAAAGACGGGUUGACAAGAUAGCUCAGCAGGUAAAGGUGCUUGUUGCCAAGCCUGAAAAUCUGAGU
Molecule: messenger RNA, 5532 nt
Organism: Nannospalax galili (Upper Galilee mountains blind mole rat)
Lineage: Eukaryota; Metazoa; Chordata; Mammalia; Rodentia; Spalacidae
Gene: Vwde
Product: von Willebrand factor D and EGF domains
Exons: 28
Coding region: 137-5404 (1755 amino acids)
Biological process (GO): anatomical structure development
Cellular component (GO): cell surface; extracellular region
Molecular function (GO): signaling receptor binding; calcium ion binding
Source: RefSeq, a predicted model, not a curated record